Molecule: messenger RNA, 1257 nt
Organism: Xylaria bambusicola
Lineage: Eukaryota; Fungi; Ascomycota; Sordariomycetes; Xylariales; Xylariaceae
Exons: 5
Coding region: 182-1069 (295 amino acids)
Source: RefSeq, a predicted model, not a curated record
UAAGAAUAGUCACGAUCGAUAAUCACCAGAGCAGUCAGUCUCUCUACUUGCUUCUUUUCUGGGUUGGCCUGUUAGCUCGAGAUCUAUUGACGACCACCUAUUCUUGGUCGUGCUUGCAGCAGGGUAGCCAGCUUGUGGACCCUGUCUAAGUGAGGUGAGAAGAGAAAAAAAAAGAUACAUAAUGGCCCCGACCCACGAGCAUGUCAUCCCGGGGACUAUCUACGGAGCGGUACCCCGGUUUCCACCUGACCAGCCGUAUAUUCCGAUCCCGGCUGCACCAACCGCCGGAGACACACAGCCCGCAUCUGCGUCCGCACCCGUGCCGCCUAUGGAAUGGGAUACCGGGCUUGUGAGCCAUGGGUUCAACUGGACCCGAGUCGACAAUGAUCGACGGCAUAGCGGAUGGGAAGAGGUCGAGAAAAGGUGGAUGAGACAACAACAACAACAACAGCAAGAUAUAGAACAGCAGCAGUCAUCCCAGCAAGCAGCGUCGGCGCAGCCAAGAGGGGGCAGCGGACCGCGACCGAAGAAAGACACCAACAGCAAGGCCGCGGCGCUCUUCCCAUACCCGCACCUCGCGGUCCCCGUGCCGGGCCUCUCGGCCGAGCCCGACUUCCGCAUGCGGGUCAAGCUGAACCCCCAAUCGGCGUCGGUGGCCGUGGGCGACGGCUUCAAGAAGUGGACUACGUUCACCGAGGGCGAGUGGUCGGGCCGCUUAGGAUGCGGCGCGGUCGUGAGCGGUGGCCAAGACUGCCAGGACCUAGUCCACGGGACGACCAUGGCGACACAAGUCGAGGCCACGCAUCGUCUCAAGACAGCCGACGAGGUACCAGCAUUCAUAGAGUGUAAGACCCGGGGAUUCCGGACCGGGCCGGCAGAGGCGAUGCGUGCGCUGCGCGACCCAGGGGAAGCAGCGACCAUAGACCCGAGGCAGAUCCAAUACAGGGUAUCCCUAUCCAUGAAGACGACGGACGAGCGGUACGCGGAAAAGGUCAAUCUCGGCUUGUGGAUAGGGAGUUGCUUGUGGAGAGGCUCGGAGGUGAUUUACGACGUAUACAGGGUCACGUAGCGGAGGUUGGAAAUGUGUUAUGCAUCGAACGCAGUGAACUACCUAGGUAUGGUAUGGUAUGGUAUAAUGGAGACCAAUAUUGAGCAGCCAUAAAAGCUGUGCUCGGCAGUUCAAACUGUGAUGUUAUCGACCAGUCAAGUUCCAAGAGAAAAUAGGAAGAGCUUAAGUAUAGCAGUUGAGCGAUUGAC